GGCUAAAUUGGCAACACUCAGUACCUCUUCAAUGCGGAUUCAUCGUCGUGCGACCAUCCAAUUUCGCUGUAGCGAUUAAAUACCAAAAAAAAUAAUAAUAAAUUGGAAAUUAAAUUAAUAACAUAAUCAAAAAACCAAAAUGGAAUCGGAUACGCUGGAUAUGGAAAGUGCUGCGGCAGCAUUGAAAAAGUUGUCGCAAAGUGAAAGUGCGGGUGGCAAGGAAACAGAAACAGUAGCAGCAGCAGCAGCAGGCAGCGGCGGAGGGGCGCCGCCAACAAAGAGACAAAAGACUGUCGCAGAGGAGGAGGAUCUGUCCGACAGGGAGGCAGAAGACGAAGACGAAGACAAUGAUGAUGAUGAGGAGGAGGAAGAGGAUGAAGAUGACGAAGACGACGAGGUGGUGCCACAGCUGGUGCUCGAGCGAGUUCAAAGCACUCAAAGCAACCUGCGUACAUUCCGACGCAUCCCCGUCUUCAUUGUGGACUAUCAUAACGAUGUGCUGGAGUUCAUCUACCGCUGCCUGGGCACGCGACACCUGCCGCUGGAGAACAAUCUGCUGGUGCACUUUGACUCGCAUCCGGAUCUGGUGAUACCGCGGCACAUAGCCGCCAGCUCCACCUACGACAAGGAGACGAUGCUGAACGAGCUGAGCAUCGAGAACUGGAUCAUGCCCACGCUGUAUGCAGGCCACUUUAAUCGCAUGGUUUGGCUGAAGAACUCGUGGUGCAAGCAGAUACCCACAGGCAAGCAUUCGUUCAAGAUUGGCCAGAAGGAAGAUUGCAUUGGCGUGGACUGUCCGCUGGAUUACUUCAUUGCCGACGGCAACUACUGCAACAGUGACGACCUGCAGGAGUCGCGGCAGGUGGAGCUGCAGGUCUACGACGCAGACAGCGACAGUCUCGAUCCCGCGGAGUUUGUCACGGCGGAGGAUGCCAAGGGCUAUGUGCUGGACAUUGACUUGGAUUUCUUUAGCACAUCAAAUCCCUUUCUGGAGAUCUACAAGGACGCCGACUGCUACAACCAGCUGAAGGAGAUCUUUCACUUUGUGAGCGUGGAGGCGGUGAAGAAGGCGGCCAAAGCCACCAUUUCUGAGUACAUGGCCACGGCCGACAAGCGGCAGACGCAGCUGGAGGCGCUGAAGCGCAUCUUCUGGCACCUGGAGGAGCAGCGCAGCCUGGAGGGGCUCGAGCUGCCCGACGAGACGGUCAUCAGCCCGGAGGUGUAUGCCAAGAUUGUGCGUCUGACCGAGCAGCUGGCGGACAAGUAUCCGGACGAUGAGAUUGACUGGCACUUGAUAUUCGACUCGGGCAGCACCACGGACAACAACGGGCUGCCGCAUCACAUCAGCACCAGCCAGGAGCUGGAGGAGUACUUUGCGAAUUUCAAGCGUUUCCUGGAGCGCCUGCCCGUGCCACCCGUGGCCAUAACGAUGGCCCAUUCCGCUCAGGAUGACUACUGUCCCCAGGAUCAGGUGGCCUUCAUCGAGGAGCGUGUGCUGCGGCUGCUCAAGGAUGUCUUUGGCGAGCGGCUGAACGACAAAGCAAUCCUACAGUACAUGGACGAUCCCUGGGAUGUGAUGAAGCUCUAAGCGCACCCACAGGGAAGGGAAGACAAUCUCGCAUCGAAGCCAAGACUUAAUCAAACCCAUCCCCAAUCCCCUUUCGAAUGAUUCCCCCAGAAGCAAAGCAAAAAUCAUGCA
Molecule: messenger RNA, 1699 nt
Organism: Drosophila subobscura
Lineage: Eukaryota; Metazoa; Arthropoda; Insecta; Diptera; Drosophilidae
Gene: MESR6
Product: UPF0489 protein C5orf22 homolog
Source: RefSeq, a predicted model, not a curated record